Molecule: messenger RNA, 981 nt
Organism: Arabis nemorensis
Lineage: Eukaryota; Viridiplantae; Streptophyta; Magnoliopsida; Brassicales; Brassicaceae
Source: the annotation of a GenBank genome assembly
AUGGGAGUGUACUUAGACAAUUGUUUUUAUGUACUGAUAAUAGUGUUGGUGUUGGUGAGUAAAGUGAGAAGUCAGUCGUUAAAAAAUGGUUAUUAUUCAACUUCAUGUCCAAAAGCUGAAUCCAUAGUAAGAUCCACAGUUGAAUCUCACUUUGAUUCUGAUCCGACUAUUUCUCCUGGCUUGCUUAGGCUUCAUUUCCAUGACUGUUUUGUUCAGGGUUGUGAUGGGUCGGUUUUAAUCAAAGGGAAAUCUGCUGAGCAAGCCUCUCCAGCGAAUGGCGGUCUACGAGGGAUGGAAGUGAUCGAUGAUGCGAAAGCCCGGCUGGAGUUGGAGUGUCCAGGAGUUGUGUCAUGUGCGGAUAUACUUGCACUUGCUGCUCGUGAUGCUGUUGACUUGAGUUCUGGACCAAGCUGGCGAGUUCCAACGGGAAGAAAAGAUGGGAGAAUCUCUUUGGCAUCGGAAGCAUCGAAUCUACCAUCUCCACUUGACUCUGUUGCUGUUCAAAAGCAAAAGUUUGAAGCUAAAGGCUUGGAUACUCAUGAUCUUGUUACUCUACUCGGUGCACAUACAAUAGGACAAACGGAUUGUCUAUUCUUCCGUUACCGUCUAUACAACUUCACGGUGACCGGAAACUCCGACCCGACCAUAAGCCCAUCGUUUCUUACACAACUCAAGACUCUUUGUCCUCCCAAUGGAGACGGUUCGAAACGUGUUGCUCUUGACAUUGGUAGUCCAUCAAAAUUCGAUACAAGCUUUUUCAAGAAUCUACGAGACGGCAACGCCAUUUUGGAGUCGGACCAGCGGCUUUGGUCGGACGCCGAGACAAAUGACGUGGUGAAGAAGUAUGCGAGUACUAUUAGGGGUUUGUUUGGGUUUAGGUUUGAUAAUGAGUUUGGUAAAGCUAUGGUUAAGAUGAGUUCCAUUGAUGUAAAGACAGAUGUUGAUGGUGAGGUUAGGAAAGUUUGUUCCAAGAUAAACUAG